CCGGCAGUACUUUCGCAAUGUAUUUGCUGUAGGUGUUCUUCAACUGUCUUUGGGUGUAGCAAGAAUGACCAGUGGGCUGCGGCAAUGGACGGUAAAUCUGUGAAAGCGAUACUGUUUGACCUGGACAACACGCUCAUUGAAACCAGUCGGGCAGGUAGAGUGGCCAUACAAAAGACCAGUGAACUUUUGAAGAGCACACUGGCCCUCGACGACAAAACCAUCAGCAGCAUUUGUGACGAGUUCCAGCUGAAGCUUUUCCACGAGCGCUUUGACCCGUCAGCCGGCAGAUCCAUCGAUGAGGUCCGGGUGGGUCACUGGGAGGAGAGCAUACAGGCCCACGUCCAAGAAGCUGGGGGCAGUUGUUCCACACACUCAUUGGCCGCUAAGUGUUACUACCUGUGGAAAAAGAGUCGCCUGGAGGUUCUCAGUCUGUCCCCUGAGAUCUGCAGUCUCCUGAAACAACUGCGCAGCAGAUACAAGCUGCUGCUGCUGACCAAUGGGGAAGCUCGAACUCAGAGGGAGAAAGUGGAGGCAGUCGCGUGCGAGGAGUUCUUCGAUGCCAUCGUGAUCGGGGGCGAACACCCCGAGCAAAAACCCUACGCCUCCAUCUUCACUUUGUGUUUCAACAUGCUGGAGGUGGAGGCCCAGGACUGUAUUAUGGUGGGAGACUCUCUGGACACGGAUAUUCAGGGGGGCUUUAACGCUAGAGUACGGGCUACCGUUUGGAUCAGCAGUGAAGGAGGCCCUGUGCCCGAUGGUUCAGUGAAACCAGUCUACACUAUCCCUACUGUGUUGGACCUGCCAGAUAUUCUACAACUACUGGAACAAUAAGGUCAACUGGUGAUUGAAACCGUGUGUAAUACAAGUGAAUAAAUUGCCUCCAUAGUUUUAAAACAUUCCUCGUCAUUCAAUACCUAAGAAGUAAAUCUCAUUAGCGUCAGUGAGCAAAUAAGCAUGCUUCUACCAAGAUCUAAUGCUGGAAAAACUCUACAUGAAGUGGGCUCACGUAGUAAGUGCCGUAAUAUCAUUUCUUUUUGUUAAAAUGGAUUUCAAAAAAAGUAUGUAUCAAAGUUACGUUAUUGGUAUCAAACCUUUUUGAAUGAUACCCAGCCUUAAUGAUUCAUUUUUACAAAAUUCAGCAAGGGUGCUUUUUGACAUGUUUUAUGUGUUCUGCUAGUGAUCUUACACGCUAACAUAAUGUCAUUGUAGUACUACAUGGAGUCCGUAGUGCAGCGAAAGUGUGGGCACUCAGGUAAGAAUUUACUCACACACUACUGCACUUAAGUAUCUCAAAACUGUACUUACUGUAUUUUUAUUUUCUGCUUCUUUAGUUGUAUCCUACAUUUCAGAGCGAAGCACUCUACCAUUUACUCCACUACAUCUCUGAAAGCUACUAUACAGAUUAUGGAUGUACAGUACAUUGAAAGAAACACGAUACUGAUCAAAUAGAUUGUUAAAGAUUCAAAAAGUUUGUAGUUCAAACUAGCUCAACGAUGACCCAGCAUUUUUUUACUUGGAUAUCAUUUUAAAGCAGGACUUCCUUGCAGAAUCCACAUGGAGUGUGAGUUGGUACUUUUACUUAAGUAAAGGAUCUGAAUUCUUGGUAGAAUGGUACAGCAUCAUUUUUAUUCAACACUGACUGUACAAAAGGACCUUUGGGUUAUUUUUUUACACACCUUUAACAUACAGUAUGUCAACACAUUCAUUCCAUCAUAUGCUGCAUUUGUCAUUGCCUCACAAUCUUGACCAAUAAAACACUUUUGAAAAAGGAGAUUAA
Messenger RNA from Etheostoma spectabile (orangethroat darter), 1777 nucleotides. RefSeq names its product N-acetylneuraminic acid phosphatase (gene nanp). The transcript is spliced from 3 exons. The coding region runs from base 85 to 831 and encodes 248 amino acids. Gene Ontology annotation, biological process: dephosphorylation; N-acetylneuraminate biosynthetic process. The record is from RefSeq and is a predicted model, not a curated record. NCBI's taxonomy places the organism in Eukaryota, Metazoa, Chordata, Actinopteri, Perciformes, Percidae. Gene Ontology annotation, molecular function: N-acylneuraminate-9-phosphatase activity.